AUAUUUGAUUACCGCGGGAGAUGAGCGGCAGUACUUGGUGCUCUACCCCUUGCAGCUCUGCGCGGCGCUGGGUAGAUGCGAGAGCAGUGGAAGCGCUGCUGACUUGUGUGCAGCAUUUUAAUGCACUUCAUAAGCACAGCCAAUACUUAGGACUCCCUGUGCUGAAGGAAAGGCGAGAUUAGGAGCCUCGCUAGAGACUGCGGCAAGCCAUGGCGGGACGGGAGCCUGGGCGCAGACAGGUCUCGGCACGGACCGCAGAGCAGCCUCCCUCUCCCCCCACCCCCCGGCGGCGUUUCCUAGAAGGAUGGAAAUAGCAGCCUGCAGCGCCUCCGGAGCACGGCCCGCUCGGCGGCGAGCAGCGCAGCGGCCGCGGUGAGGGCGCCCGGGCCGCGCCGCCGGGCACAGCGGCAGCGGGGCGACCCCGCGCCGGGCCGGGGCCGGGGGCCGCGCCAGGCCGGGCCGAUCUACCAGUCAUGAAACGAAUCCUUCUGUUUUUUAUCCUGGCUGCUGCUGUUAUGUAUGGUAUACUUCAUGGAAAUUUGUGGAGGAAUAACCUCUACUGGAUUAGCUUUUAUGGACAGACUUCUUCUGUGAGGGUUCCUUCUUCCUAUGAGCCUAGUGGAGUUACUCAGCUGCCACCCACAGCUGUGGAAAGAAAGAAUGAACUAGACACUUGUCUCCAGAAACCGGCAUUUGAAUCUUUGGUGGGCGUUGAAAAAAUAUACCCGUUCCUGUGUGCGAAUGAUUUUGUCAAAGUGGCAGCAUUCCGUGGAAGUGAUAAGUUUGAACUACCUUACGGAAUAAGGAGAGCAGAGCAAUUCUUUCAUUUAGCCCUUUCAAAGCUGCAGAAUUGUGGCCUGUCCAAUGAAGACGACAGUGUUGCCUGUCGAAGGUGUAUUGUGGUUGGUAAUGGAGGAGUACUUCGAAAUAAGACGUUAGGAGAGAAAAUUGACUCGUACGAUGUGAUAAUAAGAAUGAAUAAUGGUCCUGUUGUAGGGUACGAAGAGGAUGUUGGGAGGAGGACAACUUUCCGCCUUUCUUAUCCAGAAUCCACCUUCUCGGAUCCAGUCCACUAUGACCCUAAUACGACUGUUGUUCUCGUUGUCUUCAAACCACGUGAUUUAAAGUGGAUUUGGGAGAUAUUAAGUGGUCAGAAAAUAAGUGCUAAAGGCUUUUGGAAGAAACCAGCUUUGAACAUGAUAUACAAAUCUAGUCAAAUCAGGAUACUUGAUCCCAGCAUCACCAGAAAAACAGCAUAUGAAUGGCUUCGUUUCCCAACAAGAUUUCCCAGAAAGGAGAAACCCAAGCAUCCGACAACAGGUCUAAUUGCCAUUACACUAGCGUUUCACAUAUGCCAUGAAGUUCACCUGGCGGGCUUCAAGUAUGACUUCACUGACAGAAACGGUUCCUUGCACUAUUAUGGCAAUGACACGAUGUCUCAGAUGAUGCAGAAUGAAUACCACAACAUUAAUGCUGAACAGAAAUUUUUGAAGGAGCUUAUAGACAAGAACUUCGUGGUCAAUUUGACCUGAAAGCUGAAUGGAAAAUAUGAAGAACAAUCACUACUUUCAAGAUUUCAACAAAUUUUAUUUUUUGUAUGACAUUUUUAUUUUUUAAGUGCAGUGUAACUGUUUACUGUUUAAAAGGAGCACAGAAACCUCACCAGGCAGAAGCUCCUUCUAAGGCUGAGGACAACGGGCUAUUGCAAACAGAGUUUCCUGAAUUUCUGUGAAUCUAUUUAAUAAUGGAAAAAAACCAUGAAACUUUCAGCUAAAGGUAUCAGGGAUGUAUAAAAAAAUGUGGUGCACAUCAUUUAUUUAUCAGUAAGAACUUCUUCCAAAUGAUUACUCCUUUGGAAUAUCUUCCUUUCCAAUGUCGUCCUCCAAAAGAAUUACACUGUCCAAAGACUGAGAAGACUAAUGUUUAAUUAAUAGAUGGAUGUAAAGUCUUGAAUCUUUUUCUGGUAGCAUGAAAGUGGCUUUAAAAGCAAUGUCUAUAAACUGUUACUGUAUGUUGGAGAGUAAGGGGACAUGCAGAGCGUACGGGUUUUAGUCUGCCCUGUUCCUGAGGAGAGGGCAACCGUCUUCAGCAAAGAAGCCACAGCCUGGACUGGUCGUCCACUCCGAACCGCUGUCUGCAUCAGUCAGAGGUGAAGACCCCCUGGUCUGACUUGUGGCACUGCUGGUAUUGACGAUGCUCGUGUUGAACCAGCCUAUGGGAAAACAUCCUCCCCCUCUUGUGUGUCCAAUAAAUUUUACAAUUGGUGAUUUGACUUAGAAGAGAGGGAGUAUGAAGACUGAAGAUUUAUCUUAAUAGCAUCUAUGGAGCCAUCACUUCCCCCAGACCACAACAGGAAUGUGAGCUGGAGCUGAGAAGGUCACACUUGAGUUUAAAUUAAGAGAUCACAUUUGUUGGAUUCCUAGAUCUCCACGACAGGAUCCAGUGUAUCCUGCUGUCUCCCCAAGGAUCAAGAUAUAUUUUUCCAAACCAGCACGAUCUCAUUUUUUGGAUGCUGUAAUGUGUUUCCAGCCUUGAAACACAUCAAUAUGAGCAAUGAACGUUCCCAUAUUUUGCAGUAGUGUAUGCUAGGGAAUAUCUAAGAUGUACAGCAGCUGAAUUUACAGUUUGGCUACUGUUUACCUCUCCUCUGUCUCGAUACUUAGGUUUAAAGGAUGUGGCUUUACUAAAUCACUUAGCAGUGGGAAUUUACUUGGGAUUUUAAUUGAGUUAUUUAAUGGGACAGUUAUGUUUCCUGUACAGAAUUGUCUCAGGCAAGCUUAUAUCUAAGUUUAAAUCAGCCUCGGAAUGUCCUUGACAGCUAUCAAAGAUGGAAUGAACAAGUAACAUGCUGUUCUAAUACUCUCAUAAGGUGUAUAUGUAUCUUCUUUUUUUUUUUUUUUUUGUGGCAGGUUUGUUUGAAGAUCUUGUGGUUAUUUUGAUCGAUCAUCUAAAGAAAGAACAAAGUUCAAAAAAAAAGUCUUUGAAGUUGGUAGAAUAACCUUUGUUACUUUACAAUAAAAUGAUAUAGAGAGCUUUAGUAUAUUUAGGAGCAGUGUAAGCAAUUGGAAAACAUGAGUACAACCUCUACCAGGUCGGGAGUGCAGUCCUGUGUCUUUUGGAAGCUGACAGUUUCCAGGAGUGGUGAACGCAACUGCCCUGCUGCACCAGUGCCAAGGAAUAAGUAUUGACGGGACCAAAGAGCCAUCUUACCUUUCCCUAUUUCUUUCUUGCAGAGUGUGAGGUAUUUAGAAACUUCCUGUAGCUCUCUUCAUCUCCCUCUUUAGUUGCUUGGCUCUGCUGUUUGGGCAUUACCGAGUGCAGUGUGACUUGGAGGGGGAGUCGCAGCCAGAGGAGAGGAGGCUUGUGUGAUCGCGUACUGUUUUCACCUAAUAAAUCCUGAACUUUGGCCAGUUUCAAGCAAAUUGGACAUAUUUGAAAUUAGCCAAACGUCAUAAAUGGUGGCAGAGGAUGGGUCCCCAGCAUGGGUCUGUGCCCCGAGAGCAUCCUGCCAGCUGGAUGCGUGUCCCUCGGGCACGGCCGGCUGCUGCUGUCACCACAUGGAGGUUGCUUCUCCUUCAGUGGGGGGAAGGCUGUGCAGGUGUUAGGGGGCACUGGGGCAGGUGACUGCGGUGGUGGAGGAAACCAGAAUUUCUUCACAAGGUGACAGAAGGGCUCUGGUUCAGUUUUUUAUGUUUCUGUGGCUUUGAGGAGGCCUUUCCUUGAAAAUACGAAUAUAAAUAGGUGUUUCUUCAGCUGAAAACAUACACUAUUGUCUCGAACUUUACCAGCCUUUUUUUCUGGUGAUUACUUUGGUUAAUUAGAAAGGUUCAUAUGUGAUUAUACAGGACCAGAAUUGCAGUGAUUUAGGCUACUGACAAUACUAAUUGCAUAUGAAAAGAAUACCAAGGUAAGGUGUUUCCCAAAGCUCUCUUUACACAGAGGCCCCUGGUUGAUCUCCCACCAGGCCAAAUGGAGGGCUCCAGCUUCCCCCCAGAAACACAUGCUCUCUCGCAGAGUUGGGCUCCCUGAUGCUCCCCAGCACUGCAGAGCUCUCUGCUGCCUGCGGCUGCAUCAAAGAGUACAGCUGGAUCCACAUAGCCUCAUCCAGUAGGUUAACUGGGAGGUGUUUCUUUUUUUUUAAUUUUUUUUUUAAUCUUGGAGAGCUCUUUAACUUGCCCCGUCCUCACAGCCACUGGUUCUCGGGAUGGUGCUUCCCAUUGUUUCUCGAGCCUAUGUCCUUCGCAGGAGGAGACGGUAGGGAGCUGUACUCUUGAAGAUGAAGUUAAUUCCUCUGCUUUAUUUCCUCUCCAGAGAUUUUUUAUCCCCAUUAAUCUACUGAUUUAUUCUCCAAAUGUUUUCCUAGGGAAGUUUUCUUCAUUUUUCUUUGGUUGUGCUCUGUUAUACUUAGAAUCCUCACAAAAUAACUGAGCAAAAAGACUUUGUGACAAACAAGUUGUGCCCCCAAACUCUUUUUACUUACGGUAGUCUCCUUUAUUCUUGUUUUCACUGCAUCAGCUUUUUUUGGUGUGUAAGGGUUGGGAUUUUUUUUUAUUUGUUUGUUCAUUUGUUUUUUGAUAUUUUCCCUAUGUAUUUAGUAUGCUGUCUACAGGCAUUUAUCUCUCUUGGCUGCUCUUUUAUAUUUCUUAAACUUCCCUAUUUUUGAUGGAGAUAUUUGCAUUCCCCCCCCCCACACUUCUAUUCCUCCUGCAGGAAUGCUGAGUCUACACUGAGGUUGGUGUCACAGAGCGACUUUUUGAGUAGCGUUUAGACAGACCUGUUCAUUUGAGCUUGAGCCAAGAGCUGGUCAUAAACUGUAGGGUUGUGUCUUUUGAAAGUAUGGUUUACAGGCGAGUAGGUUUUUUUAGCUAACUGAUUUAUUUUUUCCUCUGUAAGAUGUUUUGAUAGGCUUCUGUAUACACCAGUGCUGCUUCAUCAGCGUUCUCCACUUCACAUGGUCAUUUCUGCUAUUCUGCCUGGAGAACAGGUAUCAUUUUUACACUCACUCUGCAUAGGCAAGAAUAACUAACUAUAUAUAAUGUGUUUAUCAAUAACAUCUGCAGUUCAUGGUGUCUGUUUUACCUGAGCACACAUUUUCAAAGUCAUUUUGCAAAACCAAAGAUUUGCCUUGGGACUCUUAUUGAAAAAGCAAUAAUGCUAACUCCAAAUACUCUGGUCUUUUCUGAGAGUCAGUUGCUGUUAAAAGACUUUCUCUUUUUCCAUUUUCGCAGUCCUGAAGUUAAAUUCUCUGCACUGAAACUUGCCUUUGAAAGCUGCUCAUUAUUUUGAUCACAACAUCAGUAGUGAAGCUGUCAAAUUUUGUAUUCCAGGAUGCUAUGAGCUUUGUUUCCACGUCUGGUAACAGCGAACUAUGUUAGAUGCCAGGUAUCUCCUAUGGAUCUUUCUGUAUCAGCUGUGAAGUCAGACAGACUCAUUCCUCCUUCCUCUUCUCCUGUUCUCCAGUAGUCUGCUAAAUGUCAAGUCAAUAGCAUCUUACAGUCAAAGAUGCUCCUAUAUUUUAUCUGCCUCCCUCCCAAACCCUCUCCGUCCCGAAAUGCUGCACCCUCACAAAGGCCCAGCUCUAAGUUACCAAAUUACACUUAAAAUCAGCAGGAAAAUGUGUAUUGACUAAAAGUUCUGUUGAUUCAGACUUCUAGGGUGUUUUCCUUUUUUGUGCUGUCAGGAAAGUAUUUUAUUUCCUCUGCUGUGAUAAUUAAGGGAAGUACUGAGGUAAGAAAGAAGGCCACAAGUUAUUGCACUAAAUGUGAAUCUUAGAGUGCCUAAAAGAUCUUAUUAAAACACAUUUCCAGUGACUCUGUAUUGGUGCUAAUACAGGAUCACAGCUUUGGUGUUUAAUAAGCCGUGAGUGGUACCUCUUGUUUCCUACACUGUUUUUCUUUUAAAAAUGCCCUGAGAGGUAGUAUAAUUAUCUUAACUUUUAAGUAGAGUCUGAUUUUAAGAACACAUGAGGAUCAACAUCUGUUUUCAGUAAAAGUAAUUAUUUUAUUUGCCAUUUGUCUUAAGUUUUAUAUGCCUUUAAAGUGCCAACUGUAUUUUGAAGACAUUCUUAAAAGUUGUUUCAAGUGAAACUUUGAAUGUUAUGGAAAGAGAUUAUUUUCUUUUGAAUAAAUUGUCUUAAAGAUGUU
Molecule: messenger RNA, 6143 nt
Organism: Dromaius novaehollandiae (emu)
Lineage: Eukaryota; Metazoa; Chordata; Aves; Casuariiformes; Dromaiidae
Gene: ST3GAL6
Product: ST3 beta-galactoside alpha-2,3-sialyltransferase 6
Exons: 11
Coding region: 474-1532 (352 amino acids)
Biological process (GO): glycolipid biosynthetic process
Molecular function (GO): beta-galactoside alpha-2,3-sialyltransferase activity
Source: RefSeq, a predicted model, not a curated record